AUGCUGGUUGAUGUUGAGGACUUACAUCCAAUUGAAAAAGCUGACCUUAAAUUUAUUGCUACAAGUAACAGAAAAACUUGUAGAAAUAAUCUUUAUGAAAACGAAAACAAAAUUGGAGGAAUUUCAUUUAUGGGACUAAAUAAGUGGAAAGUAGAAAUUUCUGCUCCAAAUAAGAAAGACUUUUCAUUCACACUAUCAGUAAAAGCACCUGAUGAUAAGUCAUUAUUUCUGUCUGUUCCACUUUCAGUUCUCAGUUGUAGUCUGGUACCCCUUGAUAAGGAACCCAUUGACACUUCAGUCACUAGGAUUUCUUCUACAGUGUACAAAAUUCAACCUUCAACACAUGGCUUACUUGCAGUGAAGUUAAAAGUAUAUGAUGUCCAGCUUAAAGGUGCAUCAAUACUAGUACCUUUGAAUCCUCACCUUUGUAAAAAUACUCCAAUUCGUACUAUAGCUGGACUUAAUGGCCCAUGGGGAGUUGCAAUAGCUAGCAAUGGGCAUAUUUUUGUUUCUGAGUUUCAUGGUGAAUGUGUGACAAUGUUAGACAGUACAGGGAAGAAGGUGCAUUCUUAUAGGGUAACAGAAAAAGGUAACUGCAAGUAUUCUCAUCCCCGUGGCAUCGCUAUUAUUACAGAAUUAAGUUUAAGAUCGAAUCUUUUCAGAGGACGAGUCAGAUGGGAUCAGUAUCCUGUUUCAAAUGACUACCUUAUUAUUUCGGAUGAGCACAGAAUCAGAAAGGUAAUGGUGACAGAUGGAUUAAGUGUAGCAUCAGCUGGAAAGAAGGGAAGCGGACCGCCUCAAUUUAAUUUUCCAAUUGGUUUAGCUGUUUGUCGAACAUUGCCACAAUCUGUUUAUGUUUGUGAUUGCUUUAAUCAUUGUAUACAAAUCUUAGAUUCUGCAUUACAAUCUUUAUCCAUGUUUGGUUCUGAGGGGUCAGGUGAGGGACAAUUUGACCAACCUACAGAUAUUGCUAUUGAUAAUCAGGGCUGCCUGUAUGUUACUGAUACUGGCAAUCACCGAAUUCAAAAGUUUUCUUCUGAUGGAAAGUUUAUAUUCAAAUUUGGUACAGAAGGAUCAGGUCAGGGGCAGCUCAAAAAUCCAUAUGGUAUUACAAUAGAUGAAAAGACCGAUCUAUUGUAUGUCACUGAACGGAGCAAUUCCAGAAUAUCUGUUUUCAAUAGCGAUGGUGAAUUUGUUUGUAGUUUUGGGAGUAAAGGCAAUGGAGAUGGUGAACUUAAUGAACCUAGAGGAGUAAGUUUUAACAGAGAUGGAUUCUUAUAUGUUUGUGAUUACUUAAACAAUCGAAUAGUAGUGUAUUGA
Messenger RNA from Amphimedon queenslandica, 1320 nucleotides. RefSeq names its product E3 ubiquitin-protein ligase TRIM71-like. The coding region runs from base 1 to 1320 and encodes 439 amino acids. The record is from RefSeq and is a predicted model, not a curated record. Gene Ontology annotation, biological process: proteasome-mediated ubiquitin-dependent protein catabolic process; protein polyubiquitination. Gene Ontology annotation, molecular function: protein binding; ubiquitin protein ligase activity. NCBI's taxonomy places the organism in Eukaryota, Metazoa, Porifera, Demospongiae, Haplosclerida, Niphatidae. The transcript has a single exon.